GUUUACUGGUAGGUGCGGCGAAUAUCAUGGCCGUAUUAGAGAGAAUUAUUCCUCUGUUUCUCACUGUUUGUGCAACAGUAAAGGCUCAAGGUAAGUUUGAAUCUGUUUUAAGAACCCUAAAAAAUUCAAUGGUAGCUAUGAAGGAACUUUUACUUGUCAUGCAAGAGCUUCCGAAACAAAUCUUAUUGUGCAAAUGAAACUUGAGAGGAAAGCGAAAAAAACAUGCCGGUUAACUGUUUGUGAAUUUAUAUUUGUGCAUUCACCUUACAGUCGGUUGAAACCUUUGAAGAAAACCUAAGCUUUCGUGGAGAUGGUUUACGAUCUCAUAUAAAUCCUUAUUUUAGAAUUUCUUCGAAGCUUUUUAAGCGUUUAACUCUCGUAUUGUACGAAUAAAUUUCGAACUCUCAAUGCAAAUUAUGAGCUUCUUGCGGCGAAAACAUCUCGGGUUUUUUUGUGGUUACAAAUGAAAGGCGGUGUCUUGAAUCUUCGAUGUUGGUUUUGAAGUUUACAAUCAGAAAUUUUCGAUAAUUCUGGAAUCAUCUCAAGUCAAGGAUGAACUGAUCAGAAAAUCUAAAAGCGUGACUGAGUAUUCAACACCAGAGAAUUAUGUUGUUUGUUCCACAGAAUUUAGCUCUUUGGCCUUUCGAUUGUUUUCAAGAGUUGCCGAUGAAAGAUAUGUGAUGUCGAAUGUGUUAAAUUAUUUUUGACUAGUGUUUUUUAUUUACUAGGUAUUUCUACGUCAUCACAAAAAUUUUAAGAUAUAUUAUUUAAAAAUCACGUUUUUCGCUGAGCUUGAAUUCCGAGAUUGAUAUUUUUUGACAAAGUGUUGCUAUUGUUUAGCUCAAACUUUUCCUCUUUUGAUGUUUUGAAAUACAUGCUUGCAAUGUGGCAAGGACGAUUUUGAAAAUUUAUUAUGAAAAUGACACAAUCUGUGAUGUUGCUGUUACCGGAUCUGUGUUUGGGCAGUUACUAGAUAACAACAAUACUUGGUUAUGGAAUGAUCUAGUAAUUUUUGUGCGCGUGGUCCGGACUUUUAAUUCUUUAACAUGUAAUAACAUACAUGAGAAAAUUACUCGGUUCUGAUUGGUUUUCAGGUAAUUCAAUGCAAAAAAGUCACAAACCAGACUGAACAAUUCCUUGAACUGUUAAGCCUGACUUUGAACUUUUUUGUACCUUAAUGAUGUGAAAAUAUCUUUGUAUAUUAAUAUUUUGAUUGUAUGCGGUUGUUUUGACUGAAUGCACGAUGUUAUUUGCAGGGUUUGAAUAAAUUAUUUUUGCACUUGAUGCAAGCACCUUGCUUCUGCAUAAUGUUGAUAAGCUAUGUCAUAUUUUUUCAUGUAUAUUAUGAAUAUGUAAUCACAUGAUUUUCUUGUGCUAUUUGGAAUAAAUAAGCACUAGUGAAUUUUUUCAAAUACCACAAAUUGCACUCACCCUAUGGACUUGUGCAAUUUUGUUAGUCUUUGAAAAAAUUUACUUGUGCUUAUUUAUUCCAAAUUGCACUUGAAAUCAUGUGAUUACCUAUACUAAUAUGUGUAAUAUAUCAAUGUAAAUUACCAAGACAGAUCUAAGCACUUUGGCUUAACCCUUUAGCCCCUAAGAGUGACUAGUGUCUAAUUUCUCCUUACUAUUUCACCCAUGAAUCAAACAUGAAAGUUAUGAGAAUAGAGGAAAUGAUCACCAACUAAAGCAGCUCUUGACUGUUACACAAAUUCUCCCUGUCAGUCUCUCUGUGAAUGUAUGUAGAACAGUGCGGAGAAUAUGCAUACUGAUGUUAGGGGGUGAAGGGUUAAUACUUUACAUAUCAAGGAGAGACAGCAUAGGUUAAGUCACAUUGUGUGUUACAUCUUUGGAAGGUAUGAGUAAAAAUCCAUUACGGCUUCAAAUUAACAUCUGUCAUCCCAUGCAGAAUAGUGCAUUAAUCUCUCAUAUGUAGUUGUUUUUUUUGGCAUCCCUGCAACCUUUUGAGUAAUGUCAGUGUGGAUCUCUUUCUUAGGAGGAGGUGCUUUAGAUAUUAGAUAUUAGUAUAUGAGCAUUUUCAGAAGUUUAAUGGAUAUAAAUCAUUCUUUUUUUUCUUUUAGGGGAACCACCAUUUGGAAUUGUACAACCUUUUCCAGAGAACAUCUACCCCCUUGAGUUCACGCGUGCCAAUGUUACUUGUAUUGCAUUUGAUGCAACUGGUGCACAAGAACCAAAAAAUAUAACAUUUUAUCGAAGAGAUGACCUUAAUCAAUAUAGGGAAGUAACUGGUGAUGAGUACUUGUUCUCAAGCAAAACAGAAUAUGUAGGUGAGUACAUAUUUGUAUUACAGUUAAUGCAUCUAGCACCUAAAAAAGAAAACAACAACCUCUUAAUUCCAAACUUUACUCCCAAAACAGGAUUCUUACACUUUUGGGCUUAUUGUGUUAUAAGUCAUAACAGUGAAAUUCCAUUUGAGGCGAGGGUGAUAUAUGGGGAAUAAUACAUGGGCGUGUGUAGAUAUGGAAUUUCUCUUUGAGUGUUUAACUUGAUUGCUCAUGAGUGAGCGCAGCGAGUGAGAUGUCGAGUUGAACACGAGAAGAAAAAUUUCAUAUCUACAAGGAACUGUGUAUUAUUUUGUUUAUCAUAUAAACACAAUAGCCCUUUACUGAGAAGAAAAGCCAACUUCAUCAAAGUAUGAAAAUAAAUGAAUCAACAAUCCUCAAAUAACAAUCACAGAGUGCAUUGGUGCUAAUUCUUAAGAUGGAAAAAUGUGUUGAAUCACGAUUACAAAAACAACAAUGGUGGUAAUUUUCAAUUUACAAAAUUCUCAUUUAUUGACUUUGUCCUUACUGACAGAGAGAUUUAAAGUUUUAUAUUUUCAUAAUUAUAUGUGAUGCAUUAAUUUUUCUUAAAUUUGUGCCUGAAACUGAAUCAGAACCUCCCCUAAUCCUCUGUCCUUAUUGCUACCCUCAGUCCUGGACAAAGCCAUAUCCUUCUCUCCCUGCUAACAAGUUAAGUGUUUUCUUAGGUGUACGUAAAAUAAAAAAAUUGUUUACUACCAUGACUUGGAAGAAUAUAACAAGAGAAGAUGACAGUCAGAACAGUCAACUUGGAAGCUAUGAGUGCCAUGCUUUUGCAGUAGAUAAGAGCGUAACAGCAAAGAGGCAUGGCUUUAGUGUCAGUGUUAUUACAGGUAAGUCUGUUUACAUUUCAUGGGGAGUUUCGUUACCUUAUAGUCUUACCCUAAAAAUAAGUGCAUGUGUCUAGUCUAUUUAUCCUUUCUGUCAAGUAGUUUUGAUGGGUAACAAUAAACUGUCAGGAAACAGGGGGAAUACUUGGAGGGGGGUUAACUCUUCUAAAGACUUGCGAAUUAUUGAGGGGGAAGUAGCAUGACUGCUUUUUGCUCUAUGCCACUGAGAAUAGGAUGGGCAGUAACAGUGUGGCUACUUUCAGUAGCUCAAAGUCUGUGAGCAUCCAGCAUACAUGUAGUGUAAGUGGUUAAUAAUUAUCAAGAUUUAUGCCCUCAUCUCAAAUUGUAAAGUUGUAGCUAUUUUUACAUAACGAUUCACAGGUACAGUAGCAAAGUACCUCUAUAAACCAAGUGGAUCUCCACUCCAACAGAGAAAAAAGAUUAUUUCUAAUAAACAGAAAAAUCCACCCCAUCCUGUUACUUGAGCACUAUAAACAAGAUGGCCAAUAAACCUUGCUUAAUGGUUUACACAAUUUUGCAUUUCAGAAAGUGAAAUCCCAAAAGUGAAUGUCCCAGACUCCAUUCUACUUGAUCCAGGUGAUAACAUCAAAAUCUUCUGCAACCUUACUGAAAGAGGAAACCAAUACAGCACCCCACUGAAGAGGAUUUCCUGGUAUAAGGAUGGGAGGUUGUUGGAGAGUGUGCGGAAUCCAGAUCCAGAUGCAGAGCAGCAAAAUGAUUUUUUACCCCCACUGGAGCUUGAAAAUGUUGAUUUCCAAGAUGGGGGAACAUACACCUGUAGUUUGGUAGUAAAGUUAAGGAACAUCAAGGAGUACAUUGUUAAAGAUACCACAGUAUUAAAGAGUAAGUACAAUACACAAUUGUGCUGAUAGAAAUUUUUUUUUUGCUUGAAGAAAUUCUCUUGAAAAAGCUACAGUGGUUGUUCAUUAUGUAGGGGUACUUAUUAAUAAGAACCUUGGGUACACUGCUCAAAAGUCUAGUUAAUAAAACCCUUUCACUCCUAAGAUCUCAUGAGUAAUUCUUGUUACUGUCUGUAAUUAAUUUUUUAUGGUGUUAUUUCAGUUAAUUUAACUAAAAUCCCAUAAUUGAAAUAUUUCUGUAUUGUCAUUACCUGUCUGCCUCAUACUUUAUUGAUAAUGCAAUAAGAAAGGCUGUCUUGGUCACUUGCUACCAGACAAUUGAUGUGAUUAAAGAUGACUAUCCAUUAGAGGAUUAUCAGUUGAUCCAAUACCAAAUUCUCUAUAUUUACAUCAUAAGAAUUGUAUGGCAGACAGUCAAGGGAAUUACCAAUGACUUCUUGGGAGUGAAAGGGAAUCAGCCGAUUUAAGAACCUACAGGGCCCAUCAUUCAAAAGUCCAGGUAACUCAAAGGGGCCCAAAAUUUUUAAAAUUUGAAUGAAAAGACUACAGUGCAGAAGUGUAGAUGUUCACUCAAAAACCAGACUUUUCUUUUUCUUUUGUUUUUAUUUCCAUUGUUUUCAGUUUCAAUACCUGAAUAAGCUGUAGCUUGAUCUUGAAAGUAAAACAAAAAAAAAAAAAGUUGGGCCAAUGUUGUUGUUGUUGUCGUUAUUGUUUUUUUUUUCAAUAGUGUCUACUUUUACUGACAAGCUGGCAGGCAUUCAUUCACUCCUGCAACAUUCUGACCACCAAAAGCCAUACCAUUAUUAAAAAACUUAAUACCAAAGGAUGAAAACAGUUUUAUAUUCCUGGAAAUGCCAAAAUCUGAUCAGUAGUGUAAAUCUCUUAUCUUUCUGCCAUACUUGUCCCUGUUAGCUAGUUGAGAGAAUUUGUUGGUAGAUGUGAGUGUAAAAAAGCAUGUAAGCUGAUAAGUCGAUGUUGAUGAACCUAGUUGACCCAGGAUUUUUCCUUGUUGAACACUUGUGACAAGAUUAAAAAAAACAUCUCUCUUCAAGGUCAUGUACUCUUUCAAGUACAUACUGUAAGGGAGGUAUUUUGUCAUUUUUGACAUUUUUCUUUGGUGCAUGAGAGAGAGUUAAUUCAGUUUCAUAGAUCAGAGAAUUUUUAGGUUACUGUGCAUAGUUUCCAGGUGAAAUUUCAAUGACCCAAACUACAAUGUUCUUGUAUUCUUAUUGAGGAGUGACAAAUCUUUUCUCUCUUUUUUUAAUGGGCAAAGAGAGUGGUUAACAUACAUGUACAGUACAAAGUGCAUGUUGUGUCAUAAUUCAAAGAUUGCAUUUAUUUAUGUAUUUGCACACUUCAAGUGUUUUAAUGGGUCAUUGCCUGUGUGAAAUAUUCUAGUUGCUCCCAGGCUUACAAAGCCAAAGGAAGACAUUGAAAAGGUGGCAUUUAAAGGAGACGAUGUAUCAUUUGAGUGUGCUGCAAAAGGAUAUCCUUUAGUGGUGGAAUGGAAAGUGAAGAGGAAGAAUGAAGAAACUGUUGAGGCUUGUAUAAGUAAGUUUUGUAGAAUGAUACUCUUUUUAUUCUAGGCCCCUAAAAACAAUUCAGUUAAGUUUUCCUUGAUUAAUCAUCAACUGCCCUUAUUUAACAAUAAUUUGCCAAAGGGGAAGAGAAUAAUUAUGAUUGAAUAAUCAGCUCAAAAAGUAUUCUAUCGCAUUUAACACUUCCUUGGAAACAUUGACAAAAAGUGAGCUGACUAUUGCAAGAUAUGAGAAAUUCCCAACCAAUCAGAGUGUGCACAUCUCUAUAAUAACCUGAGCAAUUAUACUGACAAUUAGUAGCAUAUACUGAAACAGUGAAUACCAGUGAAGUAGUGCUCUGAUUGGCAACUCAAACUCAGAAUAUCAUUUGCUAUUCAUCCUGAGCAACUUGCAUGGGAUUUUUUCCAAAAAUGUUGUAAUUGUUGCAGGAAUAAACAAGUUAAGGUCAUUUUUUUAUGCUUUAUUGUCUUGAGCACUGUUUUAGUAGAUAAUAAAGCAAUAUUAACCUGGAUAUUGGAUAUCAACCUCACCACUUUGCAGCUUGGUGAAUAUCAACCACCAGCCAACUUCACUCUUGUAAAUAGGUGUUAGUUAAUCAAGUUUUAUGGUCUUUUAAUGACCACAUAGGCAAAUGAUCUGUUCUUGACUUAUUAACUCUUUCUUGUUCUACCUUUGUUAUCUUUCUUGUUAGAUGAAUCAGACGGACACUACAAGAUCGAGCAAGCUAGCAUGUAUGACCCUUAUAUUCUGACCAUAUCUAAACUGGAGUAUAGCGACCGUGGAUUUUACUACUGUUGUCUUCCUACAAACUGCUCCAAAAAUGUAGACUAUAAGUGCCAGCGAUUCAUUCUUCGUGUCAGAGGUGAGGCUGUACUUUGAUUUUUUUACUUGCUGUAAUCCUUUAUACCCCAACAUCACUUCUCUAUGCAUUUCCUUUGGUACUGAGAAGGGCCUGUGUCUGAAAAUCAAGAAUCUCUUCAGUUGGUGAUCAUUUCUCUUAUUCUCAUGACGGUAAUGUUUGAUUCAGGGGUGAUGCUAUUAGGAGAAAUUACAUGUAGAUGUAUGUAGAUGAUAGUCACUCUGAGGGGUCAAAGUUUACAUGAACAUGUACAUGUAUGUCUUCAGAAUCAUCACUUUAUCUCGUACUGUACAUAUUGAAAUUUUCACAGUGAAGUUCUAUCAUUGGUGUCUCUGAUUGGAUGAAUGAUAUAGUUUCACAGUCAUUUGCUUCCAAUCUUUGAAAUGUGUCUGUCAGGAAGGAAAAUCUCAGCAUGUAUGAAAUAAAAACAUCAUACCAUGGGAAGUGCUCAAUUGAUUUUUAUUCAUGAGUUGCAAUGCAUCAAAAAACUCACUUGUUAGCUGUGCUCACUCAUUUGUUUUUUUUAAUGCAUUGCAGCUCUUGAAUAAAAAUUGUUGGUGUACACUUUCAUGGAACAAUCUCAAUGAUAGAUGCAUGGAAAUUUAGUAGCACGUACAAUUAAUGUUAUUAUUAUAGUUAUUUUUAGUAUUAUUAUAAUCAUAGUCCUUAUCACUAUCAUCAUCAAUAUUUAUAUUAUUUUGAUUGUUUUGAUUAUCAUUAGUAUUAUGGUUGCUGAAAUCUCUGUUGCUCUCAUUUGAUUCCAACUAUUACUGAAUGGUGGCAUACACUCUAUCUUAGCGUAGCAUAUUAUGUGACUUUGAAUUGUAUUAUGAGUAUCCACCAAUGGUGUUUGGUUCUGUUUCUUUUUUUGUAAUAGAUCGAUUGGGCCCUCUGUGGCCUGUUAUUGGUAUUAUUGUUGAGGCCCUUGUUCUCUUCUUAAUCAUCUUCAUUGCUGAAAAGAGAAAGAAGGACAAAGAGAAAGGUUUGUGAAACAGUAUCUAUUAUGAAUAGCUCAAAGGCGCCUCUAUGUAUUUCAAUUAAGCCUUCAUUUUUUCCGCCUUCCCCAUUGAAAAAAAAGACUCUUUAAGUUGUAAGUGGUAUUCGUUUUGUGUCACCAAAACUGCAUUGCAGCAGGGAAGAUACAAUUUAUUUGAACAUUUGUAUCAGAAAUUGUGAUUAGUUAUUGUUUAAUCUAAUUGAUCAACACACAAGCAAUAAGAAGGAAGAAAAAUAAUUAUUUACUAGUGGGUAUCGAUUGACUGAACAGCAAAUUUUCAGUGCUAAAAUUUUCAGAAAUGUAUGGUGGACUGUGAUGAGAAGUAAGCUUUAGAUGUUGGAAAUGAAAGAGUUGAAGUAUUACAGGUUUUUAAAAGUGUAUAUUGAAUAUUAAAUCUGGGCAACAAUGCUCAGGAAAAGGCAUAAAUUGUAUUUUAGCUUUCAGUAAGUUUCUAAAAAGACCUCUAGUGGGCAUGGUCCACAUGCAGUAUUAAAGUCUUUGUAAAAAUAUUCUUUAUUUUGAAUGAAGUUUACUUUACUAAGCACCCAUACAAGAGACUGUUGUAUCGUCACAUUGUACAUACAGUGUACAUAUUGAUAUAUGUAUACAUAUGUAUGCAAGUCACUAAUGUUUAGCUUUUCUCCUCUUUUUUCUUAAUUUACUGAUGCUGCACAUAAACAGCUGAAAAGUAAGUACACACAUUGUUUCUCUACGUACAAUUAACUUCUCUAAAUAUAUAGCUACUAUACAUAAAACUUGAAUUCUGUGCCACAAAUCGUUUUGAUUGACUCAUAUACUAAAGGCUCUUGACAUGAGAUGGCCCAUGUCUAUGGAGGGGUAGGAUAGGAGGGAAUGGGAACGAGUAUGGGGAUGGACAAGUGAUUUGAAAAAGACCAGUAUUCAUGUGUUGCUCUCAGAUUUUUCAUUUAACACCCAUCCACACCCACACUUGACCUAUUAUAUAACUGACUGCUCCUUCGUGAAUGUUAGAGCAUGCGGCUAUCAAGGUGCUAUCAGAGCAGUGGCUUGUUUAUGCUCAAGUUGGCGGAUUGGUGACCUUUAAUAGGAAAGUAUUCCCAAAGCAUUGAGAGUAUGAAAGUAACGAGAAAGUAGCAACGGUUCAUGAAAAUUUUAUGGAAAACGAGGCUUAUUGUGACAUCGUUGCGCUUAUGAGCUCUUGUACCUUCUCCGUUGCUUUUCCUUAACUGUGUAUUGUACAAUGUGUUGAUGCUGACAUCCAUUUCUCAAUCUUAAUUGCUGCAAACCUUUUAUGUAUUCCUUAGGGUUGAUGGUCGAAUGGAGUUCAGUUACAGCUCCACAGAUGACGGAAAUGGCACAAGGGGCCAAGUGCGCUUGCGUAAAGCGGGUGAAACCCCAGUUGCCUAGAACGUUUUACUGAUAUUGUACGUGUGUAGCCCAUCCUAGUCAUUUUUUUUUGGCUUUUCUUAUAGAGCUUUAAGAUAAAAAAGAAACUGCAAUUUUAUUUGAAAUACGUGUUUCUUAAAUGUUUUCACGAAAGCUGCCAUAUCAGUGCUGACGAAAGUUUGCUUUUUCAUCACUGCUAUAGGGCUUAAUGAAUCAGACACAUUUAGAGGUUUUGGGUUAAUUAGAACGAUGCUGAUUUUUCCAUUUUCGUGUAUAGUUAAGCGAAAAUAGUGAAAAUUUUAAUGACCGAUUAUUCAAAUGCCAGUCACGGGGGAAUACUCGGCGAGGAAGACAUGAAAGGAGAUCAGGAAGGAGGGAGAAAACAGAAAGAGGGUAUCAGACUAUCUCUCUCGUGUGCAACCUCUCUCCCUUCUUUCCCCCCCCCCUUCCCAUUUGCACCAGCCAAAUUGUUUUUUGAAUUAUCUAAAAUAAUCUUUUGUAUUUAAUUAUUUUGGCGUAAAAGGCAAUGAGGUCUUUAGUUUUAGAAAAAUCGACGUAAGUAUCGGCCUAUUAUCUGCAGAAUGAAUUACUGCGAAUGUAAGAAGUAUUGUUUGAUGAUAAUUUGUGGCAACCGUGUAACGUCGUACCAUUUAAAAUGACACCUACCAGGAAAUUCAAACAUCAAUGUGGCAUGUAUAUUUUUGUAGUUUGUAUUCAUUCUGGUGCCUUUUUCCCUUUUUGUUUUUUUUUUACGAGUUUGUGAGGUUUACGACAUCAGCAACUUGUCUCAUCAAUGGAGGCUUCCUUUAUAAUACACGAGCUGUAAGAAAUUUAUCAAAGCGAUGUCUAGAAGAUAUUGAACUUUAUUUUUAGGAAGGAGCGAUAUAGCUCCGUAGUUUUAUCACUAGGAGGUCAAUUUGAAGUAUGCAGUUUGUUACUUGAAACACAAUCAUAACCAAAGUCAUUGUAUUCUCUCGUUGAUAUUCUGCAGCAUCAUCUGAAAAAACAGUGGACCGGUUGUUAAUCUAACGGUUUUCCUUCGUUUAGCUUAAGCUUCAAUUUGGCCAAACGGUUUUUGAAAGCGUUCAUUUUUGUGAUCUGUGUCAACAAGGCUUAAAGUUAACCCUUUAACUUCCGAGAUCUUAUUAGUAAUUCUCCUUACAAUCUGCUAUACAGUUCUUGUGAUAUUAGUUUAGAGAAUUUGGGAUUGCAUUAACUUAUAAUCCUCUAAUCGAUACUUUUUCUUUAUUCUCAUCAUUAGUUUGCUUGAUAUUGUAUUGAUAUUGUAAGGAGAAAUUCUGUCUUGGUCACUCAUGGGAGUUAAGGGUUAACAGUGGAAAAACACCAUCAAACAUCCCACUCAAGGACAAAUCUUGAGGAACAGUGGUCGUUGAAAACCGUAAUAGGUGCAUUUAGUCCUUCACACCCUCACGUCGUGCUUAUUCUUCAUACUAUUUACUUUGUAUUAUUCAUGGCACUGACGCGGAGAGACUUUUUUACAAUCCAGAGCUUCAUUCAGUGGAAAUCAGUUUCGUUAUUCUCAUAACGGUAGUGUUUGAUCUCGAAGUAAUAUUGUAAGGGGAAAUAAGAUGUUCGUAACAUUUAAGGGUUGAAGGGUUUAAUAACCAGCCCAAUUUAUUUGCAAUUUUUGUGCCAGGGUGUCGAUGCACGAUGUCGGCGCACAUGUUACUCUGACUCACUCUUGAAGAAUUAAGUAAACAAUGAUAUUUAGACCGUGUUCAGCAGCUUUUUUUGCUGGAGCGCAAUCGCCGUCCUCUUGUCGCGCUUUUUCUGUGAUGCAACAUUAGUUUUGUACUGUUGUUUGACGGAGAAAGUGGAGCAAAAUUGGACUUCUUAUGAGUUACAUAUUUAGAGAAUGAUUUCUUUCAACUCGCUUGUAAAUGGCUUGAAACCUAAUCUAAUAAACAUUGAAAAUAUUCAGUGACUGUUUCUUCUUAGCGUAGACCUCAGCCCGUCAAGCAUGGAAUUGAGUGCACAGUGCGCGGAUUGAUCCAAUCAACGGAGUAUUAAACAUUUAAUUGUGUAUUGACCGAGAAUUUCGCUAUCUGGG
Pocillopora meandrina is the source of this 10859-nucleotide messenger RNA. Lineage: Eukaryota; Metazoa; Cnidaria; Anthozoa; Scleractinia; Pocilloporidae. The record is from the annotation of a GenBank genome assembly.